Molecule: messenger RNA, 1143 nt
Organism: Entrophospora sp. SA101
Lineage: Eukaryota; Fungi; Glomeromycota; Glomeromycetes; Entrophosporales; Entrophosporaceae
Source: the annotation of a GenBank genome assembly
AUGUUAUCGGACAUUAAUAAAAUAUUACCAAAUAAUCUAAUUCUAGUAUUAACACAAUUUUUUAUAAUCAUACAACAAAUACCACUUGCAUACAGUUUACCAGCAUCAAACGACACUGAUGAUUCAUCAACGUCAGAUAUAGAUAGCGUUUACAUUGUUCUUGUAUUUUCAUUGUUUAUUAUUGUCUGUAAUAUUAUUGGAUGUUUAUACAUUAUUUCACGUAAGAUAAAUUCUAAUUUUCAAAGAUUUAAAAAAAUAUUGAUUAUUGACAAGAAAGAUAUUUUGUUUUCAGGUACAUAUAUAAGAUGGAAAAACCGUUCAGAAAUUCCUAUGUCCCUUAGAUUUCCAUAUUACCUUGCUUUAACGGACGUGCUUUUAUCAAUAAUAUCUUUAAUAAAUCAUAGGCCUUUAGAAUUUCCGGCUUGUUCAAUAAUUGGUUCAUUAUUGGUUUUUUCAACAUCUCUAAGUACAAAUUUGGUUGUUUCUAUAUCAGUUGUUUCUUGGCUAAGAGUUGUCAGAGGAAUAUGGAUUGAUUUUGGAAAGUGUGAUUAUAAAUUAUGGGUGGUACUAUUCUCAAUAGGUAGUUUUUAUUUUGCAUUUAUAGUUCGUAAUGUUAGCGAACAUAAAUAUUGGUGUGCACCUGAUUAUACUGAUAAAUUUUUUUCAAUACUCGCUAUUUCAGUAGUAUUGUUAACAUUAUCAAUUAUAACAUAUUGUUAUGCUCAUGUUUUAAUGUUAAUUAAAAGGGCUGAUUAUAGAAGUAAUAUGAAAAGUAAUAGCGGUGAUAAUAGUGGAAGUAACAAUGGAAGUAGUAGUGGCAUAUUAAAAAAUAAAUUUGAAAGAAAAGUUUUCAAAAAAAUUUUAACCUAUGUUUUAGUAUUUCUUAUACAAUACAUUCCUUGCUUGGUUUAUGAAGUAGUAACUGUUAUGAAUCCUGGAAAGCAAGAAAAUGGAAUUGUAGCCCUAAUUGCUCUAACAGCAUUCAAUUUAGGUGCAGUUGGCAAUUUCUUUCAAUACAUAACGAAUGAAGGGUUUUCAUUGAAAAGGAGUUUAAGUUCUGUUUCAAAUAAUGAAUCUAUUCCUUCUCGAGAAGAUGAAAUAGAAUUAAAUAAUAAAACUGAUAUUAUUGAAGGUUUUCUUUAA